This is a messenger RNA of Helianthus annuus (common sunflower), 438 nucleotides long. RefSeq lists its product as uncharacterized. The record is from RefSeq and is a predicted model, not a curated record. The coding region runs from base 1 to 438 and encodes 145 amino acids. The transcript has a single exon. NCBI's taxonomy places the organism in Eukaryota, Viridiplantae, Streptophyta, Magnoliopsida, Asterales, Asteraceae.
AUGGUAUUGUUGAAAGUCUCGCCUUUGAAGGGCGUAGUAAGGUUUGGUAAACGUGGAAAGUUGAACCCACGCUUCAUUGGACCUUUCGAAAUACUGGAAAAGAUCGGAACAAUUGCUUACAAAUUGAAACUACCAGAAGAGCUUAGUAGUGUACACGACACGUUUCACGUGUCUAAUCUCAAGAAAAGUCCUACUCAAGAAACGGUCGUCAUCCCAGCGGACGAGAUACACGUUAACGACAAACUCCAAUUUACAGAGGAACCUGUUGAGGUUACAGACUGGAAAGUGCACAAGACACGGAGGAGUCGUAGGAAGUUGGUUAAAGUUCGCUGGAACUCGCGUCACGGACCCGAGUAUACGUGGGAACGUGAGGAUCAAAUAAAAUCCAAGUACCCUCACCUGUUUCAAGACUCCCCUGCAACCAGUAACACGACUUGA